Molecule: messenger RNA, 324 nt
Organism: Acyrthosiphon pisum (pea aphid)
Lineage: Eukaryota; Metazoa; Arthropoda; Insecta; Hemiptera; Aphididae
Exons: 2
Coding region: 1-324 (107 amino acids)
Source: RefSeq, a predicted model, not a curated record
AUGAACGAGAACGACUUAUCAGCUGUGUGUGAUAAUAAAUGUCGUUUUAUUCAUUGCUAUGCUGGAAAUGUUGGUUCAGUACACGACCAACAGGUUUUCAGGUUAUCCGAACUGAAAAAUUACCUUGAUGAUGCAACUAUAUAUUUUCCUAUUAACACUCAUUUGAUUGGUGAUGCCGCUUAUACAUUACAUGAACAUUUACUAGUACCAUACCAUGACAAUGGGCACUUAACUCAAAAGAAGUUCAACUUUUAUCAUUCCUCUGCCAGUAUGGCAGUUGAACGUUCUUUUGGUUUCCUUAAAGGACAGUUUCGAAGUCCUUAG